Molecule: messenger RNA, 1476 nt
Organism: Cyphellophora attinorum
Lineage: Eukaryota; Fungi; Ascomycota; Eurotiomycetes; Chaetothyriales; Cyphellophoraceae
Product: putative leucine aminopeptidase 2
Exons: 1
Coding region: 1-1476 (491 amino acids)
Biological process (GO): proteolysis
Molecular function (GO): aminopeptidase activity; metalloexopeptidase activity
Source: RefSeq, a predicted model, not a curated record
AUGGCACAUGUUGCCUACGGCCAGGGCUGGGAGGAUCACCCAUCGCCUGUGUCCAGUGCUGCCUUAGUCGACCUCAUUGCGGUCGAAGACCUCGAAGCCGGCGCGGCUGCACUCCAGAAGAUUGCGGAUGAGAAUGGCGGCAACCGCGUCUUCGGAAGUACGGGUCACAAUGCGACUGUAGACUACCUCGUCGCCGAGCUUGAAGCACUCGAUUACUACGACGUCAGCACGCAGGCAUUUGUCGAAUUGUUUUCGGGCGGCAGCGGGUCUCUCACUGUUGAUGGAACAGAGUAUGAGGCUCUCAUUCUGACAUACACCCCCAACGGCGAUGCCACUGGAUCACUGGUUGCCGUCGAUAAUCUGGGCUGCGACGAAGCAGAUUUUCCACCUGAGGUCGAAGGUCAAAUCGCGCUCAUCUCCCGCGGUACAUGUACUUUUGCGGCGAAGGUGCUGAACGCUGGCGCAGCAGGCGCUGCUGCUGCAAUCGUCUACAACAACGUCGAAGGCACCCUAGCUGGUACGCUUGGCGGUACCGACCCAGGGUAUGUGCCCGUGCUUGGCCUCACGCAAGCCGAUGGCGAGGCUCUUCUGGCCCUUGCUGAAGCAGGCGACACUGAAGUUGAGAUGUCUGUCAAUGCCGUUCUAGAAAACCGGACGACCUUCAAUGUCAUUGCAGAGACCAAGGGAGGAGACCACGAUAACGUCAUUGCUCUCGGCGCUCAUACCGAUUCGGUUGAACAGGGUCCCGGAAUCAACGACAACGGCAGCGGCUCAAUCGGUAUCUUGACUGUUGCCAAGGCCUUGACCAAGUUCACCACCACCAACGCCGUCCGUUUCUUGUGGUGGAGUGCAGAGGAGUUCGGGUUGUUGGGUGCAGAGUACUACGUCUCGCAACUCAACCAGUCCGAGUCGGAGAUCGCCAAGAUUCGUGCGUACUUGAACUUUGACAUGAUCGCAAGCCCCAACUAUGGUAUUUUCAUCUAUGAUGGCGAUGGAUCGGGAUUCAACAUCACCGGACCUCCUGGCUCUUCAGAGAUCGAAGCUGGAUUCGAGGCAUUCUUCACUGCCGCGGGUUCUCCUUAUCUGCCGACCGCCUUCGAUGGCCGAUCCGACUACGGUCCAUUCCUCGAGAACGGCAUCGCUGCUGGUGGCCUCUUCACUGGCGCCGAAGACAUCAAGAGCGAAGAAGAAGCCGCUCUCUUCGGCGGUGAGGUCGAUGUUGCUUUCGAUGUGAACUAUCAUGCGGCAGGUGAUACCAUCGACAACUUGAACUAUGACGCGUUCUUGUUGAAUACGCAAGCAAUCGCAGACUCCGUUGCGACUUAUGCUACCAGUCUCGACGCGAUUCCUGUCAGAAGCGCUCCAGAGCGCAGAAGAGCUGCUGCUGCUGCAAGAGCAAUGAUGUCGAAGAGAAGUGUCAAGAGACACGCACACACCCACUCUGCGCCCUGCGGUCAGUCAAAGACGGAACUGUAA